CCGGGCUGAAAAGGCCCAUCGUCGUCGGCCUCUGGCUUUGGUCUUGCUGCGUCUCUGCCGGAACCCUUCCUGGCAGCACUCCCUCUCCCUCCCUCCAGGAUCGCCUCCCUCGCCUCUCCCUUCUUCGGCCCAUCAUGUCGACCAGAAUGAACUGGGUCGUCCUCUUGCAGUGUGCCGUCUGGGUCGUCCUGCUCCUCCAGCUGGCCGUCCAAGCGGCUCCGACCACGCUCAAUCGCACCGAUGCGUCGGGAAGCUCGCUUUCCAGAGGCGUCAUCCGCUUCGAGCGAGCCCAGCGCUCCCAGAACGCCUCCGUCUCCAAUCAAAUCGGCAGCCAGGCUUCGUGGAUUCGCUCGAGAUACCCGUCGGCCAAGAGCGGCUCCGGGGCCCUUGUCACCCGUUCUGUCGCCUCCAGCAUCGUCGACGCCGGCGAUAUGUCUUACUUGGCCAACAUCCAGCUCGGUACUCCCGGCCAGGGUUUCCUGGUUGUUCUGGACACCGGUUCCGCCAAUCUGUGGGUGCUCAGUUCCCAGACUGGCAGAGCCGGACCAACCUUCGACCAGUCAAAGUCCAGCACUUUCUCGCUUCCCUCCGGUGGAUCAGGCGUCUCGAUCCAGUACGGCACGGGUUCGCUACAGGGGAACAUUGGAGAGGAUACUUUCAGCACCAGCGGCAUCACUAUCACAAACCAGGACUUUGUCGUUGGAACUUCGGCAGACUCGGUGCUUCAGUCGCAAAUGAACACUGGAACGGCCUGGGACGGCAUCUGGGGUCUGGGAUUCCCGGCCUUGGCCUUUGCCUCGGCUUCUGGUGUCCGUCCGGUUCCUCCUUACUCCAACAUGAUCUCCCAGGGCGCUGUCCAGUCGUCGACCUUUGCCUUUUGGCUCGACACCACUGGCCCCACUGGCACUGGAUCGGGAGAGUUUGUUCUCGGUGGCUGCAACUCGGCCUAUUAUACUGGAUCCGUCAACUGCGUCCCCGUGGUGCCCUCUUCCAACGGCUACGAUCAGUGGCGUGUUGCACUUGGCGGCAUCACCCUCGGAGGCCAGGCAGUCUCGACCGGAUCCGCCAACGCCAUCUUGGAUACGGGCACGUCCUUGAUUGGCCUGCCCACAUCGAUCGCGUCCUCAGUGUUCUCGAUCUUGGGAGUCCAUCCCGACUCGAGCGGCACUGUCUCUGUUUCCUGCAGCACCGUCUCUUCUCUGCCGACGAUCCAGUUCCAGAUCGGCGGCACCUCCUAUUCUCUUGCUGGCGCCGACUAUAUCUACCGCGACCAAACGGGCAGCUACUGCUACAUUGGCUUUGUUGAUCUCGGCGGCUAUCCUGACGUCAUUCUCGGAGACACGUUCCUGCGCAAGUUUUACAGCAUCUACGACAUGAGCCAGAACCAGGUCGGGCUCGCUGUCUCGGCUGGUGGCGCUGCUCCUGGUGGCUCCCUGUCCAACUCGGCUUGUGGAUGCGGAUCCCAGGGCACUGGUGCGGCUCCCGACCCCGCUGGCGGCAUCUCGACCUCCUCAGCGGCUGCUUCCAGCUCUGGCGCCCAAGGCACAGCGCAAUCCACCACCAGAGGUGCAGCAUCCUCGACUGCAACUGCGGUCGCUGGACAGACCUCGGUUGGGGCGCCCGACUCGGCAUCCCUGAUUUCGUCCACCACGGGCGACGGCACCACCAGCACCAACAACCCAGUCAUCUACAUUGGAGCCGGUGUCGGAGCGCUCGGCCUCCAAGAACAAGGCCCAGGCCGUCAAAAAGCUCUCGAUCGUGGGUGA
Polychytrium aggregatum is the source of this 1766-nucleotide messenger RNA. RefSeq names its product aspartic peptidase domain-containing protein. Gene Ontology annotation, biological process: proteolysis. The transcript is spliced from 7 exons. The record is from RefSeq and is a predicted model, not a curated record. Lineage: Eukaryota; Fungi; Chytridiomycota; Chytridiomycetes; Polychytriales. The coding region runs from base 135 to 1766 and encodes 543 amino acids. Gene Ontology annotation, molecular function: aspartic-type endopeptidase activity.